Fusarium tjaetaba is the source of this 1329-nucleotide messenger RNA. Its product is annotated as Neurofilament medium polypeptide. The record is from RefSeq and is a predicted model, not a curated record. Lineage: Eukaryota; Fungi; Ascomycota; Sordariomycetes; Hypocreales; Nectriaceae. The transcript has a single exon. The coding region runs from base 1 to 1329 and encodes 442 amino acids.
AUGCGUUACACCGAGCUCCUCGCCCUGGCCAUGGGCAACUUGGCCGCUGCCCAGUUCACCACUGGCCGCUUCUCCAACACCACCACUGGAGCCAUUGAGACUGGCACUGCCACCACUGGCACCGAUGUCACCGGCACUGAGACCUCCGGUGCCGCUACCAGCACAUCUGCUGGCGGCAUUGGCAACCCUGACGGCUUCAACUUCCUCGGAUGCUUCUCUUCUGAGAACGGCUUCCCUGGCUUCACUCAGGCCUACUCCUCUGAGGAGAACGACUCUGAGCGUUGUGCCGAUGCCUGCUUGGGCUCCAACUUCUUCGGUCUCUACGACAACAGCUGCUACUGUGGUAACGAGCUUGACCUUAGCACCUCUCCUGCUGUCAACACUGACCAGUGUGACAUCACUUGCCCUGGCAACUCGGAUGAGAACUGUGGUGGUCUCUCUUCUGGCGACCGCCUCAUGCGCCGACAGGUCGCUGUCAACGUUCUUCUCUCCGUCUACGUCGCCAUCGGUGUGAACCCCGGUGAGACUGACACUGUCAUCAACACCGACUUCGUCACCGAGACCCUCCCUCCUGUCACCACCACUGCCACCGUCACCUUCACAGAGGACGGCACCACCGUCACCCAGACCGUCACCACUGUUCUCCCCGCCAUCCCCACCGAUGUCAUCAUCAUCUGCUACGGUAACUACUGUGCUCCUCAGGUCCACUGCCCUACAUGCACCAAGUGGCAGAUCGUCUGCGAGGACGGCCUCUGCGCUCCUCGUGAAUGCUACGACGACACCUGGAGCCAGCUCAAGAUCUGCAACAGCGGAAAGUGCCACUAUGCCGACUACACUGGCGAUGAGUGCAACCAGCGCAUCGUCUGCUACGGCAACGAGUGCCAGCGUGACCAGCACUACUCUGUCGACUACGCUCGCAAGUUCGUCUGCGACGUCGAUGAGAACCGAUGGUACUUCGAUGAGUGCAAGGACGACUGCUACACCUACGAGAAGUGCUCCAACGGCGAGUGCAAGCCCGUCUCUCCUCCCGCCAAGCCUACUGCGCCUGUCUCCCCUCCCAAGCCUGUCACCUCCGGCAAGCCUCCUGUUGUUGUCGUCCCCGAGCCCGAGACUCCCUCCAAGCCUGUCACCCCCGGCAAGCCCGAGACUCCUGCUAAGCCUGAGACUCCCGCCAAGCCCGAGACUCCUUCUACUCCUUCCAAGCCCGAGACCCCUGAGACCACUGGCACUGGCUCCAAGCCUGAGGUCCCUGUUGUGACCGCCGGUGCUGCCCAGAAGACCUUCGCCGGUGUGGCCGCUGCCAUCGCCGGUCUUGCUUUCGUCCUGUAA